AUGUCGAGGGACGAUGAACGGAGACGAAAUAAGGCAGCCGUCGACAAUGUCGACCAAGGCUACGCCAGUCAUUACGAGACCGACUCCAUCCCCCCUUCCAACGGGCGACGGUCUCGCACAAAGCUACUGAAGAAGAAGAAAUCAUUUGGCACGGGGUACGAAACUGAUGAUGGGAUUUUUCGGCUGGGCACGAGGUCUAAGACCAAUCUCCACGAGCCGUCUCCACCACCUCUUCCUGAGCCGCUACCUGUUUUCCGUCUUCCUAUUGCUGCUCGUUUUGCUACUACGCUUGGAGAUCUUAAUGCUGGUGCAAACAUAGACCCACCGUUGCCCCCACCCGUACUACCAUAUGCCUCCAAUGAUACCUCUACAAUUUCUUCGACGCCAUCACCUUCCAUCGCUACGUUCAACGGGUACAGAGAAUUUGACAGGGACUCCAUCGAUGGUCCGGAGUCUACUGCUGACCACGUGGUAGCUCCGAGCGUUUCCCAUAGCACAACCUCUCACAAAUCCACGAGACGGGUCGGCGUUAAUUUCGCGAGCAGUGACAGCAGUGAUCACCAUGGAAGCUCAAGUACUAGCCAUUCCAUCUUUUCCAAGCUCACUGCAUCCUCCUCCGCCUCUUCCACGUCUCAGAAUAAGUAUCCUCCUAUUUCGUACCCACUUACUCGUUCUCCAUCUCCGCCGUCACCUACGCUUAUUCAAAGACACCAGUCUGGUAACAAGCAUAUUCCCGAGCCUCUCUAUCCCGAGAACGUUGGGCGCGGCGCGUCUAAGUCGCCGGAUAUUUCCCCGGUAUCUGCGGGAGGUUGGUCGCCAUACGUUACCAUCCCGACACCUGUCCCCGUCGCUGAACCUUUACCUGCUCCUUCCCCGAGCAAACCGCGUCCUUACUUUUUGUCACGACGCGUAAAUUCUCCUGUACCGGGAACUGGGCCAACGUCAACGCCCAAAUACUCGGUUUCAGAUUCAGGCCACCUGACUGUUAAUGAAGAAUCCAGACCACCAAGUAGUCGCUCUGGUGCUUCCGGAGAGGUGGUACCAUCCAUGCAUUACAUUGUUCCAUCUCCACGAUCACGGUCCCCCCUCCCGUUACCACUGCAGCCCCCGCCGACUCACCUACUAUCUCAUCACGAACUUCCGCCGCCUAGCCCUCCCCCAACGGUUCCCUUGCCGAGAGUCCCUAGGGACCAAGACCAGGGUUAUUUCGCCGUGCAACAGCGUCAGAACAGCCAGUAUGUUGUUUCACCUCCGUCCGUCCCGAAGAGAGGGAAAGAGGCACCGUUCCCUUCGCGCCCUAUCAACACCUCGGCCAACCAACCAGGGCUUGAAGCACGUGUCAAGGUGCGGCGGUACAGAGAUUUGUACGCGCUACCUAACAGUAACGGAUGGCGCGAGGAACAGCCCGCCGACGAUGAUACAGACCCUAUGUAUGAUGUAAUUGCUCGGUUUAAGCGGACAUCGGAUCAUUCGAGUUCUGGGGAAGACAUACGCGUUGCUCUCGACCGUAAUCAGUCCCCGGAAGCUAUGCACAGGAAUAAUCAAAUUGAUGAUUAUGAUUCGGACGACUACUCGCGGUAUCAAGAGGAGGACAGGAGUGUGGGACGGUCAGCAAUGUACCAGUUGGACCGUGGAGCGUCGUCGAUGGGGAGACUCAGCACAUGGAGUGGGGACAGUCGAGCCAGCCUCAUGGAUCUCGAGAAGAGCGAAGCGGCGAGACAGAGGUUCGUCAAGAGAAUUGAGGCCAUGUUUGAUCAGAACGGGAGGGAGUUGCCUGGGUCUGAGAUUCCUCCUGUCCCGAGACUGCCAGAGGGGCUGCCGCGUAGACGCAUGCCGUUGCGGUUUUGA
Molecule: messenger RNA, 1848 nt
Organism: Desarmillaria tabescens
Lineage: Eukaryota; Fungi; Basidiomycota; Agaricomycetes; Agaricales; Physalacriaceae
Exons: 2
Coding region: 1-1848 (615 amino acids)
Source: RefSeq, a predicted model, not a curated record